This is a messenger RNA of Homalodisca vitripennis (glassy-winged sharpshooter), 1707 nucleotides long. Its product is annotated as vesicular glutamate transporter 2.1-like. Gene Ontology annotation, biological process: monoatomic anion transport; transmembrane transport. Lineage: Eukaryota; Metazoa; Arthropoda; Insecta; Hemiptera; Cicadellidae. Gene Ontology annotation, cellular component: plasma membrane. The record is from RefSeq and is a predicted model, not a curated record. The coding region runs from base 16 to 1560 and encodes 514 amino acids. The transcript is spliced from 10 exons. Gene Ontology annotation, molecular function: transmembrane transporter activity.
UAGAGUAAACAAAUAAUGGACGACGUGCUUAUCAGCAGAUUGGCAAGGUCUGAGUCAGUCUCAAGGAGAGUUAUGGACAGGCUGCCGUCAACACGGUGCGCCAGCUCCUCUCCAUCAUGGAUGUUCUGGAGAAGAAGACGACAUCUUGUCACUUUUCUGUUGUUUUUGGGAUUCGCAAACAUUUACAUGUUGAGGGUGAACCUCAAUGUAGGGAUCGUCGCCAUGAACGCCCCCUACAAAGUCACAUUGAGUAACGGCACAGUUGUUGAGAAGCAAGACUUUAACUGGAGCUCCAAGAUGCAAGGGAUAGCUCUCAGUUCCUUCUUCUACGGGUAUACCUGCACGCAGCUGCUAGGAGGCUGGUUGGGGUCAAGGUUUGGGGGAAGGACUGUGUAUGGGUUGGGCGUUCUGGUCACCGCUGUCCUGACCAUAGCCACCCCCGUCGCUGCCCGCACCAACUUCUACAUACUGGUCGCCGUCAGGAUCAUCGAGGGAGUCUUCGAGGGAGGAACGUACCCAUGCGCUCAAGCUAUCUAUGCUCAAUGGGCACCACCUCAAGAACGAGCACGUAUGACAGGUCUUACAUUUAUGGGAAUCUCCGUUGGAACUGUAUUAGGCUUACAGCUGUCAGGAGUAAUUGAUGGACUGUUGGGUUGGUCACCGAUAUUUUAUUUCACAGGUGUUGCUGGAGUGGUAUGGUCGGUGGUCUGGUUUAUAGUGGUCAAAAAUUGUCCAGACGAUGACCCCCACAUUUCCGCUGAAGAACUCAAGUACAUUAAAGAUUCCCUUGGAGAUAGUAACAAUGCUAUAAAACAUACAUCAAAGAUAAAACACCCCUGGGGCAAGAUUUUGACGUCUGUACCUCUCUGGGCAAUUAUUCUCUCAAACUUCUGCAUGACCUGGGCCCACUAUACCAUCCUCACUCUGCUUCCGAUGUUCAUGAAAGACGUAUUCAACUAUGAGACGGCAAAGGCAGGUUUUAUUACGUCAUUGCCUUACAUCGUGAUGGCUAUCACCAUGCAGUCUGCAGGCAGUCUCUCCGAUUGGCUGGCCAACAAAAAUGUUCUCUCUAAUACUACGAUUCGAAAGUUACUCAUCUGUGGACCGUUCGUGAUCCAAGCAAUAUGUUUGACGCUUGUAGGGCACCUUACAUCCAUAGUGGCCGUUAUAAUUCUCCUAAUGAUAGACGUCGGCGUUGAGUCUUUCUCCAUAACAUCUAUGUUUGUAAACUGCCUGGAGCUCGCCCCGCAACACGCUAGUGUCAUGUACGGGAUAGUCAACACGUUCGGAACCUUGGCCGGUAGUAUUAGUCCUCUCAUCACUGGCUUCAUUGUUACCGACCACACCGAGGAGCAGUGGAGGACAGUGUUCUACGUCGCAUCUGCCAUACUGUUAGUGGGGGCGCUAUUGUACGGUAUAUGUGUUGAUCACUUGUUACAUUUCCACAUUCUAGUUGUAUAUUAUGUUAUGGUGACAGACCGAGGAGCAGUGGAGGACAGUGUUCUACGUCGCAUCUGCCAUACUGUUAGUAGGGGCGCUAUUGUACGGUAUAUGUGUUGAUCACUUGUUACAUUUCCACAUUCUAGUUGUAUAUUAUGUUAUGGUGACAGACCGAGGAGCAGUGGAGGACAUUGUUCUACGUCGCAUCUGCCAUACUGUUAGUAGGGGCGCUAUUGUUCGGUAUAUGUGUUGAUCACUUGUUACAUU